GGUCGAAGUGGGCGGAGCGAUAAGCGCGCGUCUAAAAAUCGCAUGUUCCGCGAAAUCGGCGCACAAUCAAUGAAAAAUGCCGGCAGGAUUCUAUUUGUUGCUGAGUGCGGACGGAAGCACAUCAUCUCGCAGCGUGCAGCGAAGCCAGUAGUAGAGAGUGUUGUUUUGUUUUUCUCACAGUGACACUACAACCGAAACACAAUAGAACGGCGCAAUAAAUCAAUAACGGGUUAGUUGCUUGCUCGGAUCACGCACAAACUCACGUAAAUCGCGUCGUACAGUGACGAUAAGCAGUGUUAUGUGGUGUGAUUUGUGCGAGAUGCUAUAAAUGACUGCAUGUGGUUCGCUUCCUGGUUGGAAUCACUGCUCGCUUAUGCAACUUACGGUGGAUGAAUCACACGUCUGAGGGAGGGGGUCCGAAUAGAGUGCGAGAGGGGUAGUGUGAAAGUGGAGAAAGCAGUGAGCGUGUGUGGGGUGUUGUUCUUAGGCAAAAACACAAACAACCGCUACAAACAGCGUCUUCUGGCGGGUCGUUCUCAAUUUCGCGAGAUUGUUGCCAGUUGGAUCGGUUGGAGCUGGCCGGUGGUUGCUGUAGUUCGGGGCUCGCGCACCCGUCGUGUUAUUGUUUCCGUGUGUAUUCUAUUUGUUUUCGACGGAAGACACAAAGUAAAGCAAAGUGCCAUUGUGUGCCUUGCAGAACGGCGGGGCACUGUGCAAAAGGGAAAGCUGUGCCUCCGAUGUUGACCCGAUGUUGGAGGAUGGUAAAAAGUGAGCUGGAUGUCUAGAUAUUGUUUUCCCUCAAGUAGUGUGUGAGUGUGUGUUGUUUGUGUCCACAAAUCUUGGGAAACUUGGGCAGGUCUUGCGUACCUAGGACCCGUUAAUGUCGGUCAGUGCUUCCGUGUGUAUGAAACUGUGCGACAAAGUGUAGCCUUUCGUAUCAAACCGGUCAAGUAGGCGAACUGUUGUAGUGUGAACGCGCGUAGUGAAACCAAAGUCUUGGGCGUCUUUGAUCGUUAAACUGAGCUCAACGGACAUCAGAUCGAACCGUUCUAGAACUUUAAGGCGGAACGCCGCAGCUCUGUUUAGUGUCGUGGGUUAAUUUUGGAGCCUGUGUUGAGUGUGAUUCUAUGCGGCACCAGCUGGACGAAACGAAAUCAUCCACUUUUAUGAAACUGCCGUUCGAUCGACUAGCUAGAGUGAUGAAUCUGGAAGAGCCCAGCUUCGGAGACAACUACAUACAGGAGUUCGUGCUUGAACACCUGGACCACGACACGGGACCGAACGUGAAGCGUGAGGACACUAGCCCCACAAUCCUCGGCAAUGGUGCCGGCUCGAAGCAUCUGUGGAACGGUGCCACGACGAUGGACGAGAACGGUGGCAUCGUGCCGAUCAGGUUGAAGGCGGUCAGCAAUGGCGUGGUAGCCACGGGCGUUGGCAACGGUUGGCAUCUGGAGGAUGCUCGCAAAUUGCAUGCCGCCUGCUCGCCCGGUCCCGGAGACCUGUUCACACACGUCGGUGCACCGACGCACGGUCAACCGAUGCUGUUCAAUCCCCCGCUCAGCGGUGUACCGUCGACACCGCCGGAAACACCUCCGGUAAUCGGAUCUCCCAACUCAUCCGGCGGUGUUGGUGGCACCGGUGGAGUCGUGAGCGGCGGUGGAGGCUACGUUAACGGCCCGUACUAUGGCACCCGUUCCCAGACCGGUCUGGUCGAGGAGAUGAUGUUCCUGCCACAGACGAUGCGGGGUGAGCAACCGCUCGACCUACGACCGCUGCACUGUUCCAUCGGUCCGGAAGGGGACUGGAUCGAUCGGAAGGAGUACACCGGCGUGCUGACCGUAGCAAGCGGUCCGAACGGGCAAAACGGUAUGCUCGGUGGGGUUGGCGGUGGUGGUGGAGGCGGUGGUGCAGCCGGUCCCAAUGGAGGAAUCGUAACGGUGAGCAAUACAGCUGCGAGUGGGGGAGGUGGCGUUGGGGGACCGUUCCAGCAUCAUCAUCACCAUAUCACGGCGGCCCAGCUGGAGUUUGGUCCGCUGAGCAUGCACAAUGUGUCGCAUCAGCAUCCGCACCACCAUCACAGCCAUCAUCAUCAUCAUCAUCAUUCGCUACACACGAACCGGCCACACUCCGUCAGCUCCACGAGCUCCACCAUUUCACCCCGCCACGGUACCAGCAGCAGUGGUGGAGGUAGCUGUUACAACGGCCUGGGCGGAUCGGGCUCCGGCAAUGGGCUCUCCUCCGAGGAUCUCAUCAACGACGAGCUGCUGAUGACGCUGUCGGUGCGCGAGCUGAACAAACGGUUGCAUGGCUGCCCGCGGGAUCAGGUCGUACGGUUGAAGCAAAAGCGGCGUACCCUGAAGAACCGAGGCUACGCACAGAACUGUCGAUCGAAGCGGCUGCAGCAGCGCCACGACCUGGAGAUCACCAAUCGCCAUCUCCAUCACGAGAUGCAACAGAUGAAGAUGGAGCUGGCCAAGAUAAAGCAGGAACGGGACGAGCUCAUCCAGACGCUGCAGAUGCACCAGCGCGACCAGUCAACACAGCAGACGGCAGGCGUGUUGCAACAUCAGCAACAUCAACAGGCACACCAUAAGCAACAGCAACAUCAACACCAGCAGCAACACCAACACCAACACCAGCAACAGCAUCAGCAGCAUGCACACUAUCAGCAGCAGUCUCGGCAGCAGCAACAACAGCAUGCCGGCAGUGGAAGUGCUUCCGGUGCCAGCAGUGCCGGCAAUGGUGGUGGUGGUGGUGGUGGUGGUAGCAGUGGAGGAAGCGGUAGUGGCAGUGCCGGUGCUGGAGUUGGCGCGGGGUUAGUUUCCUCGGUGAAGCAACUGAUCGCGGAGAGUGUUACAUCGCAGGAGUACUACGUAUGA
Molecule: messenger RNA, 2879 nt
Organism: Anopheles arabiensis
Lineage: Eukaryota; Metazoa; Arthropoda; Insecta; Diptera; Culicidae
Gene: tj
Product: homeotic protein female sterile
Exons: 2
Coding region: 1128-2879 (583 amino acids)
Biological process (GO): regulation of transcription by RNA polymerase II
Cellular component (GO): nucleus
Molecular function (GO): RNA polymerase II cis-regulatory region sequence-specific DNA binding; DNA-binding transcription factor activity, RNA polymerase II-specific
Source: RefSeq, a predicted model, not a curated record